AUGAGACUUGUGCCCUCGGAUCCUAAUCAAUUAGAUACACUGUUUUCGGUAUUUUGUGAAUGUGCUGAACUAAAUCCUGGGCCCAUUGAAGAAGAAGAAGAAGUAGAACACAAUUGGGUUUUUAGUGUUGAUCAGUUUGAAGAUGUGGCUUCAGAUGAUGAGGAUUCUGACUUGGUUGUCGCUCUAAAUCAAACCCAUUCAAUUAGUGCUAAUGGGAAUCAUGACAUAGCACGUUCAGUGCUUCAGUUUCAAAUUAGUGAUCGACGGUUUGAGGAUGCUGAAGAAAUGAAGAGUGAUGAUAAAAAUGGCUACCACUGA
Molecule: messenger RNA, 318 nt
Organism: Fraxinus pennsylvanica
Lineage: Eukaryota; Viridiplantae; Streptophyta; Magnoliopsida; Lamiales; Oleaceae
Source: the annotation of a GenBank genome assembly